Messenger RNA from Dryobates pubescens (Downy woodpecker), 2491 nucleotides. RefSeq names its product WSC domain containing 1 (gene WSCD1). The transcript is spliced from 9 exons. Gene Ontology annotation, molecular function: sulfotransferase activity. Lineage: Eukaryota; Metazoa; Chordata; Aves; Piciformes; Picidae. The record is from RefSeq and is a predicted model, not a curated record. The coding region runs from base 672 to 2384 and encodes 570 amino acids.
GUGCAGCGCUCGGGAAGCGGCGGCGGAGCCCUGCCGCCCGGCAGUCGGUAACGGACCGGCUCCGCUGCACCAACCGGAGCCUCACGGAACGCGAGUGCGCGCCCGGCCCGGGCAUUCGGCAGCGCCGGGGCAGCUGGAGGCCAUGGAACGAGGCCCCCCCGGCAGCCCCCGCACGGCGCAGGACCCCCGCGCCCCGCCGCGCUGAGCCGCGGGCACCGGGGAGCCGGGAGCGUGUGCGGGGCCGGGCAGGUCUGUCGACAGCGGCGGCAGGGACGAUCCCGGCAGGACUGGGGCUGUGCGCUGGAGCCGGCAGGCAGCAGGAGGAUCAGCGGGAAGGGCAGGGAGCGGAUUUACCGGCGCCGGAGAUGCGCUGCAGCCGCUGCCGCGCCGCGCUGGACUGGCUGGGGCUGUGCCUGGCUGCAGCGGGAGCUCCUCGGCCGUGACGGAACGGUGUCAGCAUCGCCGCUGGGCAGAGCACGAGGAUGGCAUCGCCAUGGGAGCGCCUGGAGCCCUGCGGCCAGCCGGGCGCCUGAGCCCAGCGGCAGCGCCGCACCAGCGCCUCGCUCUGCCGCCACCAGCCGGGAAGAAGGCACCAAAGGGAUGGGCUGAACUUAGGGGAGGAGAUCCGGGGGCCUGUCGGGAAGCGUGAAGGGCCCGGGUUCGGCAAGGGCAUGGCCAAAGCUUUCUUCAGGCUACAGAAGUUUCUCCGUCGGACCCAGUUCCUGCUCUUCUUCCUCACGGCAGCUUACCUGAUGGCUGGCAGCCUGCUGCUGCUGCAGCGCACCCGCCUGGUGAUCCAGCAAGGUUCACGUGGGACCUCCGCUAAUCAGGCCCUGCCGGUGCUGGACGGGACGGCCGGGGUCGGGAUGGUAGACCCCAGGACGCUGCAGAGCCCCCGGCAGGGUGCCAGGCUGCUGGUGGGCAUGGACACGCUGCAGGAGCCAGCCCUGGAGCAGUGGCACAGCCCGCGGUGGCUCGUGUCCCGCAACUUGGAGCUCAGGCAGCUGAGGAGGAGGUGGUUCCACAGGUUCAUCAGCGACCAGGAGCCCAUGCAGACAGUGGGCUUUAAAGCCAUGAAGCACACUGCUGAGCACAAAGGCACCUACGUGGGAUGCUUCAGCGAUGACUCGAGGGAGAGGACGCUGAAGGGAGCUGUGUUCUACGACUUACGGAAGAUGACAGUGUCCCACUGCCAGGAAGCCUGUGCCGAGAGGGCGUACGCCUUGGCGGGGCUGGCGUACGGAGCCGAAUGCUAUUGCGGGAACCAGCUGCCGGCCAGCGCCGCCAAGCCGGAGGAGUGCAACAGCGAAUGCAAGGGCGAGAAGGGCUCCGUCUGCGGAGGGGUCAACCGGCUCUCGGUCUACCGGGUGGAGGAGCUGCGGGCAGCAACCAGGAGACGGAGGAAUGUUAUCUAUCGAGGCUGUUUCAGAGCUCCAGAAAAUCUAACAGCCACCUUUCCAGCCUCUUUGAUGCAGCCCAAUUUGACGGUGGAGAUGUGCUCUGAAUUCUGCUCCAAGAAAGAGUUUCCCUUGGCAGUCAUCCCAGGGCAGGAGUGCUACUGUGGGUACCCCACCGGGCGCUUCCCGCUGCGCCAUGGUGCCGAUGUGCAGCUCUGCAGCGCCGGCCAGGCUGGGUACUGCCAGGUCUAUCAGACACCUGUGCAAGACACUCGCUGCACGGACAGGAAGUUCUUGGCUACCAAGUCCAAAGUCUUUGUUGCCCUGUCCAGCUUCCCUGGGGCUGGCAACACCUGGGCUCGGCACCUGAUCGAGCACGCCACAGGCUACUACACCGGCAGCUACUACUUCGAUGGAGCCCUCUACAACAAAGGUUUUAAAGGGGAAAAAGACCACUGGAGAAGCAGGAGGACCAUCUGUGUGAAGACCCACGAGAGUGGCAGGACAGAGAUCGAGAUGUUUGACUCUGCCAUCCUGCUGAUCAGGAACCCCUACAAGUCGCUGGUGGCCGAGUUCAACCGGAAGUACGCCGGGCACCUGGGCUACGCCGCCGAGCGCGCCUGGCGCAGCAAAGAGUGGCCUGACUUUGUCAACAGCUACGCCUCCUGGUGGGCCUCCCACGUCCUGGACUGGCUGAAGUACGGGAAGCGCCUGCUGGUCGUCCACUACGAGGACCUGAAGCAGAGCCUCAUCCCCAAGCUGAAGGAGAUGGUGGAGUUCCUGAACGUGACAGUGACAGAGGACAGACUGCUCUGCGUGGAGAACAACAGGGAUGGCAAUUUCAAACGGUCUGGGGCCAAGCAGAAGGACUUUGAGCCAUUCACCCAGGAAAUGAAGGCUCUGAUCAACAGCUACAUCCUGACAGUGGAUGAGGCCCUGAGGGAAAGGAACUUCACAGGGCUGCCCAGAGAGUAUGUGCCAAGAUGAUGGCCUGGCAGCACUCUGCUGUGUUGAAAAGUAAAAAUCAUCUUUUCUAAAAACAACAAAAAACAAAACCCAACAACAACAAAACCAAACCAAAACAAAAAAAAAAA